Messenger RNA from Bursaphelenchus xylophilus (pine wood nematode), 1053 nucleotides. The record is from the annotation of a GenBank genome assembly. NCBI's taxonomy places the organism in Eukaryota, Metazoa, Nematoda, Chromadorea, Rhabditida, Aphelenchoididae.
AUGUCUGUGGAUACCCCGACUUCCAAUGGAUAUGAUCGUCGUAAGAGUAGUGUCGCUCCGAUGGUCCCAAAAAAAGAAAAUCUGCUGACAAAAGAGUCCUUGGAGAAGAUGUUGGCCGAUCCCCAAUGCAAUUCCCUGUUCUACGAUCAGUUUGGCCAUGGGGAUAACCAAAAUUGGUUCAGAUCCAUCCAUUACAGUCCAACUGGCCAGAGGGAAAACGCGAUCAAACAGGAUUUUAUUAUUUGUCAGCGUUGCGAUCGACUUCUGAAUAACUCCAGUGGUGGGGGAACGCACUUCACGUAAGUCUAGAAGUAUCAGUGCGACUAUAUUGCAUCUAUCUAUAGAUCCGCUAAUGAAAUUAGUAUUGAAAAGGAAUAAAGUGGAAAUCCUUGUAGAACGAACUCCCGUGCAACGGGAGGUUUCUUCAGAUACGUUCUACGGAGUUGUGACAGUAUUUCUUUGCAGAAAUCAUCGGAAAUACGCGUGUCCCUCAAUCAAAGAUGGGAAUUUCCUGGUGACCAAAAGAGAGCGGCCUCGCUUGCAAUCGGUCAGUCGAUCUUUAACACCAAUCAGAAUCGCCGACAAGGCCAAAGAAGAGAAGGAAAAACCCAAACCACCAACUUAUCUUGCCCUAGAUGAUAAUCAAAAGAAACUCUUCCUAGAUGCCCUCAAAUUCUUCAAAAACUCGUUCGAAUGGUCAGCCGAGAUGAUGGAAUGUCAGGAGUUUUCCCAUUUCGUCGACGAAGUAUUCAAAUUAGGGUUAGUUUAUAUAAAAUUGCUUGUAUUUUUAAGUUGACGGCUACUGUAACAUAACUUUUGCCAUUUUUCCGGCAUUUCAGAUACUCCUAUCGCUGUCGAGUGGCUGUAAAUGAGAUAAACAGAAAUCCACCGCCUAAAAUAACAUCUGUUCAUGGGAGAAUUAAAGCUGAUGAGCUGACGGACAGUCUUCAUGAAUUGAAAUGUAAUGGAGAAAGCUUGACAGACAGUCAGAUCAAGAGUCUGGAAGGGAGCACUCAUAAUGUGAGGAGUGUCGACGAGGGAUAUGGAACUUGA